GGAUCGCGGUAGAUCGCGACUAGAUAGACAGAUCGGUUAUUUCUGUCGCUGACAGUGGACAUACACGUAUGGACGCGGUGCGGCGCGCCUUAGUUUAGUGUAUUAUUAUUUCACCAUGUGUGCCAUGGUUCUCCAAGUUGUGCACGACGACAAAAGUGAUAUGAUAAACAAUAGUUGGUGUUUUGGUUGGGAAGCUGUGUUGGUUCCAUGAAUCAUCAUACGUGUUGUUCCACACCUUUGUAUAAAGCGUGUGUAAUAAGUGUUUCUGAUAACAGAGUGCCAGGACGUUAUCUGUGGCUCAAUGAGUAACGCAUUGUGAUCCAACUGUUUUAAAAAUCAGUUCGUUCGGAGCAUAGUUGGCUUUGAUGGCGUGUGAGAUAAAAACCAGGCACCUUCUGCUGACGAGUGUGUGAAUAUUUUGUGCUAAAGUAGUUUGCUGUGAAUGAAAACACAAUAUUUUAAUACUUGGUACGCUUGGGUAUCAUCAACAUGCGAUGGGGAGUGUAAAAGAUAUGUGCAACGAGAAUAACUCAUCAGCAACAGGACAUCCUGCAGAUUUACCGCUCGGCUCGCCGGCCUUCCCCACCGCACAACGAUCACGGUGUCACCAUCCCGUAAUAUGUGACGUGACGCGCCUCGAAACCAUCCGUGAGCGCAACAGCGUCUACAGUGAGGAUGGCGAGUUCGUUGACUUGCCGCUGCCGCCCGUUCCAAGCGACUCAAAUAAUGUUGCCAUGAAGAAGGGAGAAGUUUCGGCCGUGAACAGCAACGAACAUGACAUGAUGAGCCGUCGUCGUCGGAAGGGUUCCGACAGCGCAUCGGAAGCGAAUGCAUAUUUGCAAUCACGGCUGCACGAUUUCGACGACGCAGAAGACGUUACGACAACGGGCGCAGCCGAUGGAAUUAAGAAAUCAAUACGAUCGCACCCGACCAUUGAUGGCGAUUCCGAUGUCAGUGGUGGGGCGGGUGAUUUGGCAAGAGCCAAUAAAACACUAUUACUUUUAAUGGAAGAAGAUGUAAAGUCAAUCGAUAGCAGCACCGCAUCGAACACGUUGAACAAAAGCUCGUGGAGUGUAGCAUCGGUGGGUUCAACCGGUGGUGAAUAUUCCGCCGGAGAUUAUAAGCCUGGCUGUAGCUCCGAAAGCGACGACAGUGGCGACGGUGACCCACCGGAGGAGGAUGAUUACGGUGAACAGUCGUCGGGGUAUCGGGAUAAGUCUCCAUUUCUGCGCUCCAUAUCGCUAUCGCCGGUAGAGCGUCGCUUUCGCAAGGUGUCCACUAGUCGCGAGCGCCGCCGUCGAUCUAACUCCAAUGCUGCCGGGUUUGGUCAAUCAUCUCGAACCGGCGAAGGCUGGAGCCGUCAACGAUCGAUGCUGCCCUGUGCUGAUCAUGAAGCAGAAGAUUCUACCUGCUGUGACGAUGACUUUACCUGGGUGUAUUCCCAUCAUAAUCGAGCCGAAGCACCGAAGGCGUCCGUUGAAUCUGAUCGACGCUCCGUUUCACAAACACCGGCAACCCGAUCGGUUCCACGUGAUCAGCGCAGCCUAGAAAUGUCACGUCAGAAAAAGCAGCAGCAGCGUCAGUCGACCGAAUCCACUACAACACCACUGCAUGGCACGGGCGACGACGUGGUGGUUCCCAGUGGAAAACCACCCCGACCUUCCCGAGAAACGGGCAGUUUGGAUCGGCGUCGACACUUGAGCGCCAAUCGUCACGAGCGCGAUGGUAAAAGUCGUAGCACACAUUCGCUCAAAGAAAAAUCAUCUUCGUCGGAGCUGCACAAGCAUGAUUCGAUGUCAAGCAAUCUUAGCUUAAAUUCCAAAGAUCACCUUUACGAUUCAGGUAGCUUUAAUAACUACAACAGUAGUGGCAGUGGCAGCCAACAUCAGUACCACCACUCUUGUCCACCAGCCCACAAUGCGCACAACUCGCGCAUGAGUCCUGGCAUUUGGGAGCCACCACCCCCACCUCCACUAUCGCCGUGGGAUCCUCAUUACUACUGGAACCAGCCUCACCUUCACCAUCAUGUUCAGAGCAGAGAAGAGCUAAGGUUGAUCGACUAUCAUCGACGGCAGCAGGAACUGUACCACCAACAUGGAGGUGGUAGUAACAGUGCCAUGGGUAGUACGCAAGAUUUGUCUUGCUCUAGCGGUUGCUGUAGUCGCAACUACUAUCAUUAUCCACCGGUGCCCCCGUGCUGUUCAGUGGAUCACCAUCGAUCACAGUGGAGCAACGACAUGCAGCGCCAAGAUACCGACGAACGGCUGCGACGAUUACAGAAGGAUAAAGAAUCGCUUGCACUGCAGGUCAAAGCGCUGACCGAGCAGAUGCAAUCGCAAUCGGCCAAGCUCAGUGAACUAGAAACCAUGGUCAAAGAGAAGAAUCAGCUACUGUCGAACGCGGAAGAUCUUCUCCAGCGAGUAAGCGUAUUUGCAAAAACAGUUGGCAUCCAGAUUGACAAACAAAAAGAAAUGCUUUCACGAUCCUCACUCGAAACCCAAAAACUAGAGCUUAUGUCAGCGAUGAGCGAACUGAAACUGCAGCAGGCUGCCCUGGAAAGGGAAAAUCUGGAGCUGCGUACCAAUUUCGUAACGAGCACCGUAGGAUCAGCGGCAUUGAUAAAUGGAGGACUUACCAACGGCAAUGGCGGUGGCGCAGCGAUAACAAAUGUGCUUAAUAACAAUAGCAUUACGUCUAGUUUGCUCCGAAGACCUCAGAUUAUUACGAAUACCAGAAUGGUAGGCAUGUCACCGUCAACGCCUGGAGCAUCGCUGAUCUCAUCCCCCAUACAUCAUGGCAGUCACGGAAGUUUGCCGCAAACAGCAAUAAGCCCAAUUACUCCGAAGACCCCACCGGCAUCUUAUCGACAGCGCAUCGACGUUCAUUACAGUAGUCUUCCACGGCAAGCUUUUGCUACCACCCUGUCGACAGUCAGCACAUCCAGCGGUUCUUCGACGGCCACCGACAGUAAUGCCAACCCGAAACGAAACGUAGCGUUCGCUGAAACAGAAAAUCGAGACAUCGGAAGCUCUGACCAAACGGAAGGUGUUUUACCAGCCCGUAGCUUCACACCACAACCAUCGCCCUCACCCUCGAUGAGCAACAAGCUGAAAAACAUUUUUGGCAAGAUCAAGCGAAGCAACAGUGGAACGUUGGACGAUAUGACAUCAUCGGAUGGGGAGUUUAAACGUGGUGGCGUUCGGGCGACUGCCGGCGCUCGUCUAGGAUGGAGCGGAACGUCUCAGUACCGGAAGCCCGACAAACCGUUUCACGAGUGGGAUUUGGAUGCGGUCUGCCUGUGGUUCGAUCAUCUUGGUCUGAGCAUGUACGAGGAAGACUUGCGCAGGUGGCUAAAGAUGAGCGCCGUACCGGGAAGUGAACUGAUGAAAGCAUCUCCAGUGGACUUCGAAAAAGAGCUACCUUUGCGGAAUCCGCUGCAUAGGAAAAAGAUUGUGCUAGCUAUUGCCGACAUUGCGGGCACGGCGAACGACGAUGAGCUGUUUAAGUGUGCGGGCAAGCUGGAUGCGUCAUGGGUCCAGCGCUGGUUAGAUGACGUCGGUAUGCCACAGUACAAGGACACAUUCAUAGCGGCUCGCAUGGACGGUCGAAUGCUCCACAAGCUAACAAUGGACGAUUUGGUUCAUUUGCAAAUGUCCUCCUGCCUGCACGUGGCAAGCAUGCGUCGCGGCAUACAGCUUAUGCGUAGCGAGAAAUGGCAUCCCGAUUGUCUCAUUCGUCGACCGAUAGACCUUAGCGCCAAAGACGACGUACGGUUGUGGACGGCGCAACGCGUGCACGAGUGGCUUCGAGCAGUCGAUUUGGCAGAAUACGCACCAAACCUGCGUGGCUCCGGAGUGCACGGUGCGCUUAUGAUAUUCGAGGUUAAAUUCACGGCCGAACUUUUCGCCGACUUGCUAAACAUACCCACCAGCAAAACGUUGCUGCGUCGCCAUCUGGCCACCCACUUCAAGGAUCUGCUCGGGCGCGAUAUCAUACAGGUGAAACGCGAGGCAGAAAACACGCUCGGUUUCCAACCGUUGACCAUCUCCGCUAAAAUAAAGACCCCCAAAAAGUCUCAAUUUUCAUUGAAACGCAAGAAGAGUAGCAAAGGUGUCAGCCAGCUGGGUGGCGACGAGUGGAGCGAUUAUGUGUGCCCGAUGGGUGGCUCAGGUCAGGAACAUUUAGCGCCAGCAUCUUCUUUGGCUUGUGCUGCCACUAGCACCAUUCCAAGCGGCAGCAAUCGAAGUGCUGCUGCCACUGCCUUUACUACAAAUGCUUCUUCUGCUAACACUAAUACUGUCACUAGCAUUGGCAUGACGAAGGAUCCCUCAACGGUACCAACUGCCUGUCCAGACAGCACACCCAGCACCACCACCAGCACAACUACUUCCGGAGUCGGGUCGGAGCAUGCUUCACUUCAACGUCAGCCGUCGAGUAGCAGCGCGCAGCUAGUAACGCCGGCUUCCAUCUUAAACAACGGUGGUGGUAGCGAUUCCCCAAUAUCGGCACGCAGUUCCACCACCUCAACCUCCUAGCAGCGGCUGUUUUCCUGUUCCGUCUCGUCGACCGCUUCCUCUCCCGUGCUCAGCAGCUUGCUGACGAGCAACAACCGCUCCGCAGCGUCCGACAACGACAAUAAUCCAGCUGGCGGCACCAGCUUCACCGGCAAUAAUGGCAUUGCAUCCUUCUCGCCAGUGAAGGAUGUUUAUCACAUGAGCGCGGUCAACUAUUCUACCUACUCUUCCUCGUCGUCGCUGGUAUCGAACAACUCGUCGAAAAAGCAGCACUCAUCGACGGUGACGCUGAUCGGAAGAAAGGUGACCGAAGGUACAUCGCCGCCAUCGAGUGCAACUACUGCUGCGAACCGAGACACCACCCCGACCGAACACGAUGCAUCCAACAUUCCAGUGCAGCGAUCGUCUUCGUUCAACUCUGCCUGCACGGUACCGGUUAGCGUGAGCAAAACGAUGCAGGUAAAAAAUUCCGCUUCCUUCAGCAAUUGCUCGAUUCUGGCAAAAGUGGCCAAAAAGAGCGCGGUCCUGACGAACCCGCUGCUUAAAUUCACCUCCAACUCGGCCACCAACCUGUUGCGACAGCAAACCGUACACGUGUCCUCCAGUUCGGCCAACUCCAUCUCCUACCAAAGCAAUAUCACGGAAACGCUGGCGAAUGCGGGCAGUAAUAACCCUGCACACGGACAGGCGGGCCCGGUGCGCUGCAAGUCUGCUACCGGUGGAAGCCUUUCGUCGUCCACCGGCCAGCUACCCUCACCCUCGAUGACUUCCAUCUCGUCCACCACAUCAACGGUGGAACCGAAUGGACCGACCGGUAGUAGCAUUAGCAGCCCCAUUUCACUUAAUCAAUCGACUAGCACGACCGCCCUAUCGCUGGCUCAAUUCAAAAGUAAUAGUAUUGUAGAUUACUACGUUUAGCUAGCGCGUGAAAUAGUCUUUUCCCGUAUCUAAAUUAGAGUACCUUACCAUCCCCACUCCGCGGUUUGUCGAAUUUUACGGGCGAAACAAUAUGCCACAAUGGGUUUGGAUAUUUUGAUAUACUAUUAACACACUGUAGCAAGUUUAGCCGAAUCGAAACAAAUCUUUAAGCAAGGCACACUACGACGCUGUCGCAAAUGUUUAGCACACUUUAUCGUUCUACGUUCAUCAGGCUACUCGAUAGCGUAUUUGCAUUAUAAGUAGACUGGAGCAUGUGGAUGUGUGGAAUGAAACUACUAUGGACCAAAUUUAUUGUAGAGCAUGCGACGACCUGUCGUCGUCUGCGAGCUGAGCGCGAGCAGAGGACAUUAUUUUGAACAUUAAAGAUUAGCAAAACGACAUCGAACCCCCCUUUGAUGAAGUAACUCUCGGUUCUUACUGAAAUACUCUAACGCGUACACAUACAUACAUACAUACAUAUGCAAUCACAGGGUAAUUGAAAAGGGUUUCUGGAUGAUAUACAAAUACUGUUACAUUUUUACGAUAAACAAAAAAAAAACGCAAGACCAUUAGAAAAGAUGAGAAACGAAUGCUGUGGUGGCAUGCAAAACCACCAAAUGCGUAAGAUAGCUACUAAACACUAACACAAUUCCCCCGGAGCGUAGUAGAAGCAAGGUAUGUUACACGCAGUGUUUGAAAGCCAAAGACAAUAAUCAGCCCUUGCAUCGUGGGCCAAACAAAGCAUGAUCCGUACGAAACUUAUAGCACAUAUCUUCAAGGGUCUGCACUAUUGUCUAUCACUGUUUGCUUUGUUACGGGGAGAGUGUCGUUGACAAGGAAUCGACCAGGAGGAACGCUUUUGAUACCAUUUAUCGCAUGUAAACCGUUCUUUUUCUUUUAAUUUCGAUUUUAAAAUCCAUGUUGCCGUUUGGUUCAAUGAGCUUCCAUAACUCCCAUCAACAAACCAACCAACCAUGAAAGUUGUUACCAUUUUCUAUAAACGUUUUUUCACAAACAAACAAAAAACCCCCUAUUCGACCAGUUCAGCUAUCAACAGUUGCAGGUAGAGUGUAGCUUGUUGUAACGAUACAAAAAUACUGUAGACCGAUUUCUCGAAAGCAUUCUACACAACAAUAAAUAGAGGCAUACUGUAAGAAUUGAAAUAAAUAGCAUACAACGGGAUUUCAAUCGUUAAAGUAUGAAUUUGCUAACGUAAAAUGUUGCACCAGCGAAUAAUGGUAUUAUGCAGUAUAUAAGGAUUAGGAUUUUUUUUAGAUAAAAACAUAAUGUUUUAUGUUGCUACCAUUAUCGAAUUGGCGAAAUCGAAGCGGAAAACACAUUACAUUACCUGACGCAAGUUUAUACAAAAAUAGUACACAUUUACAAAUGAAUAAGUACAGUAGAUCCGAGGGAUGAUAGAGAUACACGCUGUGUGUACGCACACUGAUUGGCAUUAGUGAAACAAAUUUUAAAUACAUUUUUUCCUUGUGCAACGCAGUUGUUGGAUGAUAUUGUACAAUUACAAAUGACCGUCGCAAACCACGCGAGGGACAUACAUUGGUAAAACAAAACAUUGGCUAAGUGAACCGAUGUCUUUACUUAAUUUCCAUUUAUAUGGUUACAACAACAACAACAAAAUGUUCACUAUCCUGAAACAAACACAUAAACGAAUUGCCACCUAAGAAAUCGAUAUCGUACGAUAAAGCACGUAGUGGAGCAACGCGAAACGUUACGAACAUGGAUAAUAUUUGCAAGUAAUAAUUAACAGUACCAUACUAGAGCGCAUACUCUCGAUAAAAAACCCAAGCAGUUGUGGUAUCUGUAGUUUGAGAGUUUGAAAGUCAUGCAGUAACAUAAACCACCUAAAGCAAGUUGAAUAGUGUUGAACAGUUGCGGCGGAAGCCUGUUGUCAGCAAGUUAGCAGCAACGGAAUCGCGAAUUGUUUCUUCUUCUUUUUUUUUGCAUGAACUACAUGCCAAAAUGACAUAAAAUGUUAAUAAAGUGAUUUAUUGGAUACAUAA
Molecule: messenger RNA, 7453 nt
Organism: Anopheles stephensi (Asian malaria mosquito)
Lineage: Eukaryota; Metazoa; Arthropoda; Insecta; Diptera; Culicidae
Gene: Liprin-beta
Product: liprin-beta-1
Exons: 10
Coding region: 495-4535 (1346 amino acids)
Biological process (GO): neuromuscular junction development
Cellular component (GO): presynaptic active zone
Molecular function (GO): protein binding
Source: RefSeq, a predicted model, not a curated record